Ylistrum balloti is the source of this 979-nucleotide messenger RNA. RefSeq names its product proline-rich proteoglycan 2-like. Gene Ontology annotation, molecular function: protein binding. The annotation marks the transcript as partial. The transcript is spliced from 14 exons. The record is from RefSeq and is a predicted model, not a curated record. Lineage: Eukaryota; Metazoa; Mollusca; Bivalvia; Pectinida; Pectinidae.
UGGUGGACCUGAAGACCAGCUGACGACUUCGAACAUGAGUGGGACCCUUCCCGAAUACUCAGGACUUGUCCGAUGGACGAUAAACGACGUGGGACAAUGGCUGUCUUCGAACGCAUUUCCCGAAUUCUGUCGGAGCUUUCGAGAGGCAGGGAUAAAUGGUAUGAAAUUUGUGGAAUUGGAUGAAACAGAGUUGAAUCGAAUGAGAACGCCAAUGAAUAAGAGAGGUAAAUUGAUGUCAAUUAUUAAAAGCAUCAAGAAACCGGAUAUUUCAGGAGUACAGAACAUCAUCAGUAAUCGUGCACCUGCAAGUCCUCGAGUCCCUCAGAGGGACUAUAACCAGAAAGCAGCUCCACCCAGCUCUGCUCCACAGAUAGACAGUGAUGAUUCUGGAUCAGGUACAGAUGAUGAUUAUGAAUGGGCUGCCAGCGAUUUUGAGGAUGAACAUGAUGAUGGAGGACAUGGUCACAGCUCUCAUCACAGAAAUGGUCAUACAGAUCAGAACCAGCAAGAUUCAGACUCUAGUCCUGAUGAUGACUAUGAAAACACAAAGGAACAGUUAGCUCCACCAGUUCCGGGACGAGAACCAGCUCCCAAGCCAGCGUUUUCUGUUGCUAGUUUGAAAACAGCACUAAGUGACUUUAAACAAAAUUCUGUGAAACGGAUAGGACAACAAAAAUUUCAAGAUGGUCCAGAGGAGGCCUAUGAUCAGCCUGACCUAAAACAGCCCCCUCCAAGUCGCCCAGUGAGAGCUGCACCCCAAGCGUCACCCCAGCCUGUCGUGCCAUCCCGUCCUGGUCGGCGUGCCCAGCCACCACCUCCAGAGAUUGAACAGCCUACAUAUGAAGAGACUGAUGAUCCUGAGCCGGCCCUGCCAGCACGCCCCGGUCGACGAGCUAAACCAGCAGAGCAGCCUCCACCUCCCCAGCCAGCCCGACAUGGUCGACGAGCCCAGCCAGCCCCACCUCCACAGGAUGAACAG